AUGGCGGAGUCAAACUUCAGCCUCUAUACUCAGAAUACUUCUCGAAAUGGCAACUCACCUCUUAAGUUCACGAAACAGGGGUCUGGCACCGAAUAUUUCGUCUAUGCAUCUCUUCUGUGCGUCAUCAUGCUCCUUGCCUUAUUUGGCAACUUAACACUCAUUGUCCCAAUCUACUACAGGAAAAAGUUGCGCACACGCACAAACUUGUUCAUACUUAACCUGGCAUGCGCAGACUUGGGAGUUGCAUUGUUUUGCAUUCCUUUUUCGAUUAUCACGUGCUUUUCACGUGAAUGGAUAUUUGGAAUCAGCUUGUGUCAAUUGAAUGGCUUUUUAAACAUUUUGUUUGAAUGUUCGUCGCUUUUCACUCUAACGGCCAUCAGCAUUGAAAAGUACUUUUCCAUUGUGAGGCCGAUGAACCGUCACGUGAUAACAACAAGACUGGCUUGGAUGAUGGUGGCGAUGACGUGGAUAGCACCCUUGAUUCUUGCUUCGAUUCCGUUGACUGGGUUUACCGCGUUUAAAUUCAAGGCUGGUGAGUAGCAAACCAAAUAAUUCCCCUUUUGGUUCUUUGUAUUUGUGGUACCUAGAGGUAAUUAUUGAGAUUCGAUCGGUCCGGACGAAGGCAUUUUCUGGAAAGGCAAUGAAAUUUUGUAAACGUAUCUGGGACUCGUUUUUUAAAAGUCCCGGUACCUUUGCGGGCCUCGAAAAUCAAAUAUCUAUCAAAAUCUAAGGAAUAAAAGCGAGGGUCCUAGCUAACAAUCCAGUUUAUCUUGUUUUGUUAACUGUAAAACUAUUGAAACUUCGAACUUAAGUAAACAGAAACAGCUUUCGGAGCCCAUUGAUUAUCGGGACUCUAGAAAAACAGGUCCCAUCCAGGACAGAUAAAUUUUUUUUGUGUUUGACAAAGAAUGGAAUGCUUUGCAACUGGUCUGAGGAUGACUGUCUUCCAGUAGUCCUGACCCGCAGGUUCUGGUAAACGGACCAUUUCGAACUAUAUUAUCACUUAAAAACGAAGAGUGUAGCCUACGAACGCAGACGUGUUUGUGCACUUUCUGGUUGUCCCUUGUAUACAUUCACUUUAUUGCAAUAACAGGGUUAUUUCUUGCGCGCUUAUCGGUCAAGAGCUGUUGGACUAUUAGAGUUUAUAAGUACUAACUGCGUGAAAAGUGAUUGGGGCCAUGACGUAUUACAGUACAGGCACAUGGAUGGCAUCUAAAAUUAUAAAUUAACGCUGAAAUGUCGCGCCAGAAUUAAGGAGUAAUUUGUGCAAACCCACGAUAUUAGUUUGUUUAACUUGCUCUGUCUUUCUAGGUUCAACGCAAUGUGGUGUCCAGGUCCCCAGCAAUCUUGGUCAAAUAGUAUUUGCUUUUGUGGCGCUUCUUGUCGCUUACCUCAUACCGCUAUGUAUCAUGGGAUUCUGUUACGUAAAUAUCUUCAGUGCCGCCAGAAAACUCGACAUUCGCUUAUCUCGGAUGUCCCUUACAAGUGCUGACAGCGGCAGAGGACUUUCCUCUCAAAAACAAGUCGCACUCACGAUUUUCAUGAUGUUUAUUACUUUUAUCGUAUGCUGGACUCCUUACUUUGCCUACAUGACCUAUAUGACAGCGCUCCAAAUCGAGACGACCGUAGAUGCAUCCAUUCAGAACUUUGGACUAGCCUCGUAUUGGUGCGCGUUUUUGAAUAGUUGUAUAAAUCCCUUCUUGUAUGGAUUAAGAAAUCCUCUCAUUAGACAAGAGCUAAAUGCUAAGAGUUGCCAAAGGUUCCAAAAUUGCACUCCUUGGUACAAAGCGACGCAAAGAGCAUCAACUAAUCAUAACUAUACACAGUAUUGCAAGACUUGUUUGAAGCACGUUCACGGGGCUUCCUAUGUGGCGUAUAGAAACUCUGUAGCACUAGCUGAAGAAAAUAAAUUAAACCCAGACGCUGGAAUUUCCAUAGUAACCAGUGAAGAAUUCCAAAUGGGAUAUCCCGAGUUACAACUCUUAUCAAUCCAAGAUUUGCGCAAAGAUUUUGCCCGCAAACAGCCUUGUGGGGGAAACCAAACAAUGCCAAGAGAUUUGACAGAGCUACCCACUCUAUUCCAAGACACCAACUUGGACCACACUUGGAAUAGGUCCUGUUCAACACAUUCAAGUUCCGAAACUGCUCACGUACAUGUGAUGGAUAGACGUAACGAGGUCACGUGUUCAAACGAUGACUUUUCAGAGGACAUUUUGUGUAGCGAUGAGGAGUCUACUGCGUCUGUUAAUUCCACGAGCAGAUGGAGUUGUGAAGAUGGAAGUUACUUCAGCAGUUGUUCCUCUGAUUCUUCCGGAGAAAUCUAA
Molecule: messenger RNA, 2324 nt
Organism: Porites evermanni
Lineage: Eukaryota; Metazoa; Cnidaria; Anthozoa; Scleractinia; Poritidae
Source: the annotation of a GenBank genome assembly